AUGCAAGAAGAGCAAGAAGAAGAGAUGGUGACACCAGGAGAAAUACUAGGCAAAGCAACGGAAGUAAAACCAGGAAAAGGAGCCUACAUAGGAUCAUACCGCAACACUGAAAUACAAUACGUCUUCUCUUCUCUCACCGGUCUCCGCCGCACUCUAUCUCCUCCUCCUGACUCUCCUGACCAGAGACCAACUGUUGAAGUAACUGGACACAAGGCCCAUGGUGCUGUUCCGGAACCUGGAUGUGUUGUCAUUGCCAGAGUUACUAAAGUGAUGGCUAAAACAGCUUCAGCUGAUAUUAUGUGCGUUGGUCCUAAGUCUGUGCGAGAGAAGUUUACCGGCAUAAUUAGACAACAAGAUGUAAGAGCAACUGAGAUUGACAAAGUGGAUAUGCAUUUGUCAUUUCGGCCUGGUGACAUCGUCAGAGCUCAUGUUUUAUCACUUGGAGAUGCACGGGCUUAUUAUCUUUCAACUGCGAAGAAUGAAUUAGGUGUUGUGUCUGCAGAGAGCGCAGCAGGUGCAACAAUGGUUCCCAUAAGUUGGACAGAGAUGCAAUGCCCAUUGACAGGCCAAAUUGAACAAAGAAAAGUCGCUAAGGUGAAAGAUCAAUCAUCAGACUCUCCUCAAUCUCUUGACCCUUCUCCGCAACUCCUCCUUCAAGAGCUCUCUGAUUGCUUCGAUCUUCCACCAGAUUAUUUCCAACAAUUACCCGGUGAUCUUCGAUUAGAUUUAAAUGAUGCAGCUUUUGAUCUUUCAAAUGGACCGGUCCUUGAUGAGGUGUAUGUCAGCAGUUGGCUUUCACCUAAUUCUCAUUUUAGACUUCCUCUAUCAUUUGGCAAGCGUUUGGUAUCUGCUGGAAGAAGGUUCCAAUCCAUGGGACAGUAUGGUCAGGGUGAACUGCAAAAGAUUGCACAAGCAAUGAUUACAACGGGAAAGCUUCUUUCUGCAAGUUCAAUACCAACAGAAAGUGAUGAAGAACCGAGUAAAGAAACAAGAGUCUUCAAGUUUGGAGAUCUACAGGUUGAAAUAACACCAGAGAAAGCUAAUAUUGGGGCUGUCAUUGGACUUGCAUUUGGGAUUCUUUCAUGGGAACUAGCUCAAGGCAUUCAAAGCAUUCCAGAGAGUUCAUUGGAGUAUGCAAAUGACAAUGCUUUACUGCUGGCUAAGUCUCUAAGAGGAGCUCUACUUGCCCUCUGCUACUCAUCAACAAUUCUGUCUGCUUUUACUGCAGCGGGACUUCUCUUACUUGCAAGACGACUUAAGUCAAAGGAAGAAUGA
Dovyalis caffra is the source of this 1275-nucleotide messenger RNA. NCBI's taxonomy places the organism in Eukaryota, Viridiplantae, Streptophyta, Magnoliopsida, Malpighiales, Salicaceae. The record is from the annotation of a GenBank genome assembly.